GCAUUUGGGACGGGUGGUUUUGAGGGAGAACCUAGUUUGAUGGAAGAACUCGAAAUCAACCCCUCUCACAUCCUUCAGAAAAGUCUCACGGUACUUAACCCAUUGAGCAAAGUAGAUCAACAUAUAAUGGACGACGCGGAUCUAGCUGGUCCAUUAGUUUUUUGUCUCGCAUUCGCUUUCUUCUUACUACUUUCCGGAAAACCACAAUUCUCUUACAUAUACGGAGUCGCCCUUCUCGGUACAACAGCCAUUUAUCUUCUCCUGAACGUCAUGUCCGACAUCCCUAUCGACGCUUAUCGUACCGCAUCCGUUCUCGGUUACUGUCUCUUACCCAUGGUAGGCGUAGGUGGUAUUGGUAUGGGAGUAGGGAUAGAUCAUCCACUCGGUUAUCUUCUCAGUGUGGGGAGUAUCGUAUGGUGUACUCAUAGUGCCAGUGGGAUCUUCGUGGCGGUUUUGAGAAUGGACAGACAAAGAUUAUUGGUUGCCUAUCCUGUUGGAUUGUUAUAUGGUUGUUUUGCUCUAUUGAGUAUAUUUACA
Messenger RNA from Tremella mesenterica DSM 1558, 537 nucleotides. RefSeq lists its product as uncharacterized. The record is from RefSeq and is a predicted model, not a curated record. Gene Ontology annotation, biological process: endoplasmic reticulum to Golgi vesicle-mediated transport; vesicle fusion with Golgi apparatus. NCBI's taxonomy places the organism in Eukaryota, Fungi, Basidiomycota, Tremellomycetes, Tremellales, Tremellaceae. The transcript is spliced from 3 exons. Gene Ontology annotation, cellular component: trans-Golgi network; membrane. The annotation marks the transcript as partial.